CUUGCCAGGGUGGGGAGGGAGAGAUUUUUUCCUUGUCUUUCUCCUUCUCUUUUUUAUACUUCCUUCUUGGGCAAAAGGCUGGCGUAAUAGAAAACAGACACGAGUCAGAAUGUGAGGCAUUCACAGGAGAAAAAGUUCAGUUCCGUCCUCACUGUGUGGAUAAGUCAGGAGAGGAUAAACAGAAAAGGCUAAGUAGUCUAAUUAUACAGUGUUUGUUGUUUUUACUAUGUGGGGGAGAUCAUGUUGUUGUUAGCUAGUGUGUCACAGCGUCAGAUCAGGAUCAGGAUGGACCCUCCAUGCCAUCGGCACGGACUUGGCACGGGAUGGCUGUGAAAAUGUGGACAAAGUUAUGUCUGAACAGAGCGUGCAGUCCAACUUCUUCUCCAGAUCUAGUUGAAAAGCCUCUAUGACCACCAUGAGCUGGAGCUUUCUCACGCGUCUUCUGGAAGAGAUCCACAACCAUUCCACCUUUGUAGGGAAAGUGUGGCUCACGGUGCUCAUCAUAUUCCGCAUUGUGCUGACCGCCGUGGGGGGCGAGUCCAUCUACUCUGACGAGCAGACCAAGUUCACCUGUAACACCAAGCAGCCCGGUUGUGACAACGUGUGCUACGAUGCCUUCGCCCCACUCUCACAUGUCCGCUUCUGGGUUUUCCAGAUCAUCAUGAUCUCCACCCCCUCAGUAAUGUACCUGGGCUACGCCAUCCACAAGAUAGCCCGCACCUCCGAGUUGGAGCGCCGGAAGUUCCACCGCCGGAAGCUCAUUCAUGCUCAAAGGUGGACGGAUAGCCACCCGCUUGAGGAGGUGCGGGAGGAGAAUGAGGACAACGAUGCAGAGCCUAUGAUCUACCAGGAGGAGGUGGUGGAAGCCCAAGAAGUCAAGCCUGAGCCGGCCAAGCCGCAGAAACAUGACGGCCGCCGGCGGAUCAUGCAAGAGGGCCUGAUGAGAAUCUAUGUCCUUCAGCUACUGUCCCGGGCCGUGUUUGAGAUCGGCUUCCUGGCGGGCCAGUAUCUUCUCUACGGCUUCCGUGUUAAUUCAUCAUAUGUGUGCAAUAAGUUGCCCUGUCCCCACAAUGUAGACUGCUUUAUAUCUCGGCCGACGGAGAAGACCAUCUUCCUGCUCAUCAUGUAUGUCGUCAGCUGCCUCUGCCUGCUCCUCAACGUGUGUGAGAUGUUCCACUUGAGCAUUGGAACAUUCCGAGACACUCUCCGCAAGAGGAGGAAUCAGGAGGGUCGACGGCCCUCGUACAGCUACCCGUACUCCCAUAACAUCCCCGCCUCUCCCCCCGGGUACAACCUGGUCAUGAAGUCAGACAGGCCCAACCGGAUUAUCCCCAACAGUCUAAUUAUGCACCAUGAGCAGAACAUGGCCAACGAUGUCCAGGAACAUAACCAAGAGUGCACCAGUCCAGAUGACAACAUCCCCUCGGACCUAGCCAGUCUGCACCGCCACCUACGGGUGGCCCAGGAGCAGCUCGAAAUGGCCUUCCAGACCUACAACACCAACAAGAACCAGCCCACCUCGAGGACAAGUAGUCCUGGAAGCACCUUGGCAGAGCAAAUCAGGGUCAACACAACCCAGGAGAAACAAGGAGCCAGGCCGAAAUCAGCCACUACAGAGAAAGCUGGGACCGUUGUAAAAAAUGCAAAGAGUUCUGUAUGGAUUUAGGAAUGAUUAACUUCACGUGGUACAGUAAUCUUAGUGAAAAGUCAUUUUCAAUCUCCAGGUCCAUAUUCUGUGGAUAAUGGAAGAUGUGAAAUGAGACAAGAUAGGUAAAAGCUUUGGAGCGUGAAUCGAUUGCUCUGCCUGAAUAGAUUUAGCUUUGUCACAAGGAGAAACCAGCAGUGUGACGUGUCAGAUCAGGAGCACACAAAAUAGGCACGAUUUACAUGUGAUAUCAAAACAAUGGUAAACAAAAAAAGGAAAAACAAACAUGAAGAUAUCACUAAAUACAGUAGUAGUGUAUCCUAUUAUUAGGGUGUUUGUUUGUGCUUUAAAUAACAUAGCUUGAACAUAGUUAAUAUAUGCAUAUGUUGCUUAUUCAAACUUUUCUUAUUUUAGCUACUUACGAAUAUAGGGAGAUAUAAAAUGAACCAUGAUGGCAAUAUAUUUAGAAUUAUUUUUACUGGGAUUAUUAAUUUAACCUUGCUUUUGAACUGGAUUAAUUUGACAGAAUACGUUUAAUUUGUCUUUAAAACUAUAACAAUAGGCAAGUGUCUUUUUUAAAUGGUGGUCUAGUUAAAAGCAAUACAGUGGUAAGCACAUUUUAAUGGCACUACGAUUGAAUCCUGAUGAUGUUUAAGAAAAGGACGGUGAACCAAAUGUGAAAAGUAAUCUAGAAAUUCCUAACUGUUCAGAUUUGCACUUGGAACCUUUUAACUAAUUUUGAGUUGUAUUAAGACAUUUAGAAAAAUAUGCAUUCAGAAUUUAUUGAGGAAGAAAUGCUGGAUAUGUAUGGGUUAUGUUGAAAUAUAAGAUGUGAAAUCUUAUAGGACAAAUGGUGUUUUAUCAGCAGAGGUUUGAGCAACACUGUUCUCCAUAGAGUAAGAUUUUAUUUCACUCUAGUUUUCAAAGAGUUGUUGUAAGAUUACAUUUUUAUUUAGCAUUCUGCAGUGACAGAAAAAGGUAAGUAGGUUGUUGUUUUGAAAAUCUAAACGACCAAUUUCUGAUAAUUUCUGCUUUUUUGGUGGGGCAGAUAAUGAAUGAAUUGACUUUGUUACAUUUUAACACAUUGUACAUAUACAGUACAAUGCACAUAGUAGAAGAUGUACACUGAGUGAACAAGACAUAAGGACACUUGCCUAAUAUUGAGUUGCACCCAUUUGCUAAAUGACUAAAAUGUAUAAAUGUAAAUGUGUCGAAAGUGUUUCACAGGGAUGCUGGCCCAUGUUGACCCCUAUGCUUCCCACAGUCAUGUCAAUUUGGUCUUUGGGUGGUGGACCAUUCUUUAUACACACAGGAAACUGUUGAGCAUGAAAAAUCCAGCAGUGUUGCAGUUCUUGCCACAAACCGAUGCGCCUGGCCCCUACUACAGCACCCCAUUCGAAGGCACUUAAAUCUUUUGUCUGAGACACAUACACAAUAAUGUCGCAAUUGUCUCAAGACUUAAAAAUCCUUCUCCUCCCCUUCAUCUACAGUGGCUUGCGAAAGUAUUCACCCCUUGGCAUUUCCCACUUUGUGCCUUACAAUCUGGAAUGAAAAUGGAUUUUAUGGGGGUUUAUAUAAUUUGAUUUACGCAACAGCCCUACCACUUUGAAGAUGCAAAAUAUGUUUUAUUGUGAAACAAACAAGAAAUAAGACAAAAAAACAGAACUUGAGCGUGCAUAACUAUUCCCCCCCCCCCCCCCCAAAGUCAAUACUUUGUAGAGCCACCUUUUGCAGCAAUUACAGAUGCAAGUCUCUUGGGGUAUGUCUCUAUAAGCUUGGCAUAUCUAGCCACUGGGGUUUUUGCCCAUUCUUCAAGGCAAAACUAUGCAAGCUCCUUCAAGUUGGAUGGGUUCCGCUGGUAUACAGCAAUCUUUAAGUCAUACCACAGAUUCUCAAUUGGAUUGAGGUCUGGGCGUUGACUAGGCCAUUCCAAGACAUUUUAAAUAUUUCCCUUAAACCACUCAAGUGUUGCUUUAGCAGAAUGCCUCGGGUCAUUGUCCUGCUGGAAAGUGAACCUCCGUCCAAAUGUCAAAUCUCUGGAAGACUGAAACAUGUUUCCCUCAAUUCUGACCAGUUUCCCAGUCCCUGCCUAUGAAAAACAUCCCCACAGGGAUGGUGUUCUAGGGGUGAUGAGAGGUGUUGGGUUUGUGACAGACAUAGCGUUUUUCUUGAUGCCCAAAAAGCUCACUUUUAGUCUCAUCACAUGCCUUUUGGCAAACACCAAAUGCGUUUCCUUAUUUUUCUCUUUAAGCAAUUACUUUUUUUCUGGACACUCUUCUGUAAAGCUCUGUGGAGUGUAUGGCUUAAAGUGGUCCUAUGAACAGAUACUCCAAUCUCUGCUGUGGUGCUUUGCAGCUCCUUCGGGGUUUUAUUUAGUCUCUUUGUUGCCUCUCUGAUUAAUGCCCUCCUUGCCUGGUCUGUGAGUUUUGGUGGGCAGCCCUCUCUUGUUGUUGCGGUGCCAUAUUCUUUAAAUGUUUUAAUAUAUACUGAGAUCAUGUGACAGAUCAUGUGACACUUAUAUUGCACACAGGUGGACUUAAGUAAUUAUGUGACUUCUGAAGGUAAUUGGUUGCACCAGAUCUUAUUUAGGGGCUUCAUAGCAAAGGGGGUAAAAGGGGGUGAAUACAUAUGCACAUACCACUUUUCCAUUUAAAUUUGUAUUUUUAGAAACAAGCCAUUUUUUUCACUUCACUUCACCAAUUUGGACUAUUUGUCUAUGUCAAUUACAUGAAAUCCAAAUUAAAAUCCAGUUAAAUUACAGGUUGCAAUGCAACAAAAUAGGAAAUACGCCAAAGGGGAUGAAUACUUUUGCAAGGCACUGUACACUGAUUGAAGUGGAUUUAACAAGUGACAUCAAUAAGGGAUCAUAUAUUUCCCCUGGUUUCACCUGGUCAGCCUAUGUCAUGGAAAGAGCAGGUGUCCUUAAUGUUUUGUACACUCAGUGUAUAUCCUCAUAAGUUUAAGUUUAUAUAUUUUCUCAUAUUUAGGAAUCUGUCUUGAAAAAAGAAAGCAUUUUAUUAGUUUUUUACCACCCUUUUCUCCCCAAUUUCAUUAUUGUAUAUAUAUUUUAUUUUUAACCCACCUUCGGAGGACACAUCUUUUUCUAUUUUGACAACUUUUCUGCUACAUAUACAUACAUUUUACAUACACAUUUUGCAUACACAUUUUACAUACAUGGUACUUUUAUUUAAAGCAAUCACAUAUCAAUAAUACAUUACCAAACAUAAAUUAUUUCAUCCCACCCCUCAGCCACUCUCAGCCCAUUCCACCUAUCACAAUAGAACCCUCUUGUUUGGUUUCAUUGCUGCAACUCCCCAACGGGCUUGGGAGAGGCAAAGGUCAACUGAUGCGUCCUCCGAAACAUGACCUGCCAAGCCGCGCCUCAACACUUACUCACUUAACUCGGAAGCCAGCUGCAUCAAUGUGUCGGAGGAAACAUUUUUAGACUGACAACAGAAGUGAGUCUGCAAGCGCCUGGCCCCCCGAAAGGAGUCGCUAGAGCGCGAUGAGUCAAGUUAAGUCCCACUUUAUGGUCUUAAGUUUCAUCAGCUGUGUUGUACAAUAUGAUAUAAAACACAGGAAAUAUGGAAUUUUGACUGCACUGGGCCUUUAAAACUUUCAGAAGGCAGGUUUCCUUUUACCCAGAUUUAUUAGACAAAAGCAAUGUUGCAACUACAAAACACAAACAUUGCGACACAUUUAAUGGAAACGGCAGCCAUGGGAGAAAUGUUCGAAAGAUCGACAACAUUUUUAUCUGUUCGACAAGAGUGAAUUUUUAAAUGGGUGUCAUGACUCUCUUAUCAUAAGAGUAGGGGUGUUAACCAGCCAUAAAAUGAUGCAAUAUAUGUCACAACAGGUGUAAAUAUAUUGGUCAUGACAGUGUUAUGACCAUAUUACGCCAGGUUAUACACUGUUAUGACAUAUUAUGACAUGGUUAUGACCGUGUCAUAAUGUGUAAUGUCACUGGCUGUUAAGUAAAGUGUUACCCAAGUAUCACCAUCCAAUUUUUUUCUACAAGAUUGCAAUUUCUACCAUUGCAACGACUGUGGCGAUACGUUGGCAAAUCAGACUGAUUAGAAAUGGCAAAUAUUAGUCUAUUCUUGCACACUAUCCAUGCUGGGUUUUGCAGGCUACCUGAGACAUGAAACAGAUAGAUGGAAGGGCAUACAGGCAAUUUAUUAAUGCACAAUUUGCAUGGAAACACUUCAACCAUUUAAUUUGUGUUUGACACUCGGUCAAGGGUACUUUGUCUUGGUUUUCAGACAAUUGUUGCAUUUAUUUUUGAUGCAAACUUUCUAAAUGUCGACCAAAAAAAAUCUCUGGCCAAGUUGAUGGAAACAUAGCUAGUGUAAAUUAAUGAAGUUGUUUUCUGCGUUGUUUAUUGUCGAUACAUAAUUCUGCCUUUAGCAUUAUGAGACUCCAAAGUGCCUCAAAUGGUUAAGAUUGUUCCUGUGUUUUAUUUAAAAAAUAAUAAUAAACCUAGAUGAAAAUGC
Molecule: messenger RNA, 6138 nt
Organism: Oncorhynchus nerka (sockeye salmon)
Lineage: Eukaryota; Metazoa; Chordata; Actinopteri; Salmoniformes; Salmonidae
Product: gap junction gamma-1 protein-like
Exons: 2
Coding region: 407-1666 (419 amino acids)
Biological process (GO): cell-cell signaling
Cellular component (GO): connexin complex
Molecular function (GO): gap junction channel activity
Source: RefSeq, a predicted model, not a curated record